Molecule: messenger RNA, 1800 nt
Organism: Rhodamnia argentea
Lineage: Eukaryota; Viridiplantae; Streptophyta; Magnoliopsida; Myrtales; Myrtaceae
Product: tetracycline resistance protein, class D-like
Exons: 14
Coding region: 111-1433 (440 amino acids)
Biological process (GO): transmembrane transport
Molecular function (GO): transmembrane transporter activity
Source: RefSeq, a predicted model, not a curated record
CGCUUUCUCUCUCUCUCGGCACUGAGCCGACGCGGUACGCAUGCUUGCCCGUCUCUCUUUCUCUCACUGCGUGGUGUGUAGUACUGUGUAGAGAGAGCGUAGAGAGAACGAUGGAGAAGCUGAGAGGGCUAGGCCACCUGUUCGGGACGGUGUUCCUCUAUGGAAUGGCCAGCUUCAUGGUGGUCCCGGCCAUCACCGACGUCACCAUGUCCGCCCUCUGCCCCGGCAAGGACGAGUGCUCCCUCGCCAUUUACCUCUCCGGCAUCCAGCAGGCGAUCGUAGGAUUUGGGACGGUGAUUUUGACGCCGUUAAUUGGGAACCUGUCGGACGAGUAUGGAAGGAAAGCUCUGCUCACCAUCCCCAUGACAGCCUCCGUCAUUCCGUUAGUGAUACUGGCAUACAGUAGGGAGACCAAAUUCUUCUAUGCCUACUUCGUCCUCAGGACUCUCGCAGCCAUGGUUGGCGAAGGCACCAUCAACUGCCUUGCCCUUGCAUACGUGGCAGACAACGUUCCGGGGACGGAGCGGGUAUCCGCGUUUGGGAUUCUUUCGGGUGUGCUCUCAGCUGCAUUUGUUUGUGGAACCUUGGCUGCUCGUUUCAUCUCGACCGCUUUGACAUUCCAGGUUGCCGCAGUUGCAUCCAUGGUUGCGGUCGUCUACAUGAGGAUCUUUCUCAAGGACAGCAUGCCGGUAGCAGACGAAUCGGCACGGCUAAUCUUAAAGGGAUCGGAAACUGAUAUUGACCAAAAUGAUGGCGACUCCGUGAAGAAGAUACACGUGUUCAAGAAGAUUCCUUCGAUUGGAGAUCUCAUUAGCCUGUUGAGGAGAAGCAAGAUAUUUGCACAAGCUGCAGUGGUUGCAUUCUUCAACAAUCUUGCCGAGGGAGGACUGCAAGCUUCCUUAUUGUAUUUUUUGAAGGCUCGUUUUCAUUUCGAUAAGACUCAGUUCGCUGAUCUUAUGCUCAUCGUCGGAGUUGCCGGGACACUUUCUCAGCUGAUUUUCAUGCCGCUGUUGGCACCGGUAUUACGUGAAGAGAGGUUGCUGUCUAUAGGGCUGUUUGCGGGUUUUUCACAUAUGUUUCUCUACAGCAUAGCCUGGGCACCUUGGGUUCCUUACGCAAUCACCGUGUUCUCAAUCUUCGCCGUCUUCGUUUCUCCAUGCAUACGCAGCAUCGCAUCGAAACAAGUUGGCCCGUUCGAACAGGGCAAGGCUCAGGGAUGCCUCUCAGGAAUAAGUUCUUUCGCCAACAUUGUUUCUCCACUGAUAUUCAGUCCUCUGACAGCACUAUUUCUAUCAGAAGCAGCGCCCUUUCCGUACCCUGGUUUCAGCCUAAUGUGCAUUGGACUAGCCCUGAUGAUAGGCUUCGUCCAGAGUCUCAUGAUGAAAGCUGCUCCACCGAGUACAACUAAGGAAGUCUUCGGCGAAGAACCAUGAUUUGUGGGAGCGACAUGAAAAGUACUAGUGCGAAAGGAAGUGCUGGGCGAGGAGCGAAAAGACGUGAGAAAGGAAAUUGAUCAAUGAGUUAAAUCCAGCUUCGGACUGGCAAUAAUGUUCACUCCACCGAAUCCUUAAAUUGUAAAGUACAUAGUUUCAAGUUUGGCAAUACACAUACAAAGCACAAGGAGAAAGUUGCGUGAUUCCAAGAGAACAUGUAACUCCUAUCUUUUAUGCAUGCGGUCGACUGCUAGUCUAGCUUCAGCAAAAGAAAAGGUUCAAUGAGACAUACUCCAUCAGGACAAAAGGUUGUAUUGGAACACUUAGUCCGUCAGAACAGAACUUAUUUGACAACGAUAUUGCAUCA